GUCACCUUUGAACAUCAACGUCAUCCUCAGCGGCACUGCGUUGGAGCUGACCUGCGAUGCCUACACCAGAUCGGAGGCAGAUGGCCGUUACGUGCGGUCUGGUGACUUGAGCAGCCUGGACUCUCGCUAUUUUCCGGUCAAUGGGAAUAACGGCGGCGGAGGCAUCUUCCCCAUGGUCAUGGUCAUCACCACCUUGACGCCCAGGAUGAUCCGCGCCAUCCUGCCCAGGGCGCCCCUGAGCGGCGCCUUCAUCCUGGGCAACGCCGGCACGCUGGAGCUGAACUGCGACUGCUACAGCAAGAGCGAGAGCGAAAGCAGAUACUACACCAUCGGCCAGUCCAACGCCAACUUCGCAGACAUCGCCGUCGAGGCGGAUGUGGCCGCUCUGGACACUCGCGUCGCGGCCCUGGAGGCCAGCCCACUGCCGGCAGACAUCUCCGUCAACAGCGUCUCCGCCACGGGGGACUGGCUGUCCCUGGUGGGCGGCACUGCCGGCACCAGGAUCAGGGACAGCUCCAACGCCGAUCUGAUCAGCGUGACCAGCUCGGAGGCCUUCUUCGGAGUCCGAUCGCGGGUGGACUACCGCCUCACCAUCGACACCCCCGGCGGGCCCGACGAAGGGCUCUACACCGCGGCCGUGCGAGCCAGGAGCGGAGACACGCUGCUGACACUGACGGGCGGCACGGCGGGCCUGCGCGCAGAAGGCGCCCUGGAGCUCACCGGCAUUCUCACCGGCACGGAGGCCGUCUUCCCCACGACUGUCCACGCCCGAGCUGGCGUGGUGGGGGCCGUUCUCAAGAACACGGCUGGCACUGGCUUCGCCAGGCUGCAGUUGGACGCCAACGCUGCCUUGGGCUUUGCGCAGCUGGAGGUCGCCUCCACCGGCGGCUGCACCCUGAACGCACCGGGACAAGAGAUCUGGCUGCAGAACCGGGUCACGGGGCAGGCGCCCCUGAUCGUGGAGACCAACUCGGACGCCGACCUCGAGGCGCUGCAAGCCAUCUUCGACAGGGCUGAGCCGAAGAUCUACGACCGAAGCGACGCGGAGAUGACGGACCGCCGAGGCUUCUUGGCGCAGGACUUCCAAGGCAGCGGCGUCACCGGCACGACGAAGCGGGAGGGCCAGGAGCUGCUGACGCUGGAUUACAGCCGCCUCACGGCAGUUCUCUGGGGCGUCUGCAAGCGGCUUCAGAGCAGGGUCGAGGAGGCGGCCAUGGAGCUCUUUCGGCAGCUGGCCAACGACUUCAACGUGCGCGACCCUCGCAAGCUCUACCUGCUCGCCCGCCGGGAGUUCCCCGGACGGCCGGCCAUGACGCAGGCCAGGGCCAGGACGGCGCUGCAGGGAGACGUGGCCAGGCAGGUGCUGGCGCCGAAGCCCAGGAGCUUGGGCAAGAGCGUGGCGGAGGCCCAACGACAGGCUGCAGGCGGACUUGAUCGACUUCAGCAGAACACGAGGAGCCGCAACAAGUACGGCCUGGUGGUGACGGACGUGUUCACCAGGGAGGCGGUGACCAAGGCCCUGCCGAACAAGAGCGCGGAAGCGGUGGCCAGGGCUGCCGCAGAGGCCAUCCCGGAGCUGGUGCAGGAGGAAGGGAAUUACGUGGUGACGACGGACGAAGGGAGGGAGUUCAACCAACUGGAGCAGGCCCUGCCGCAGGCCGCGGUGCACCGGACCAAGCGGCCCGAGGACAGGAACGCCACCGCAGUCGUCGAUCGAACCAUCCAGACCUUGAAGAAGGGCCUCGCCGGCGAGGUCGCAAAGCGAGGCGGGCAGUGGGACCGGCACCUCGAGAACACCACCGAAGCCUACAACGCCAGGCCGCACGAGGCGGUGCACGCAGCACCGGAGGACGUCGAGACGCAGCCCGCCACGCAAUUCAGGGUGCUCCAGGACAACGCAGAGAAAUUCCAGCACAACAAAACACUCACGGAAGGCAGACAGGCCCGCUUGAAGGCCGCCGGAGCCUUCAGGGCGCCGACGAACGCCAGGCGCAGCUUCGAGCCCAGCUACGGCGCGGCCAAAGAGCUUGCAGGGUACGAUUCUACGGUUGUCAGGGGCACAGACGGCAGCGAGACGCUGCUCAAGCACGCGCUCCCAGUCCCGAGGGGCAGCGCAGAGCCGGCGGCGAGGCUGACAAGGGCUCCUGUGCCGCAGGCUGUGCGACAGCUGCAAGACUUCAAUCCAGGGCCUGCAGCGCCCGCCCGCUGA
Symbiodinium necroappetens is the source of this 2209-nucleotide messenger RNA. NCBI's taxonomy places the organism in Eukaryota, Dinophyceae, Suessiales, Symbiodiniaceae. The record is from the annotation of a GenBank genome assembly.